Kluyveromyces lactis is the source of this 549-nucleotide messenger RNA. It is a transcript of the gene FMP23, whose product is annotated as Fmp23p. The transcript has a single exon. The coding region runs from base 1 to 549 and encodes 182 amino acids. The record is from RefSeq and is a predicted model, not a curated record. NCBI's taxonomy places the organism in Eukaryota, Fungi, Ascomycota, Saccharomycetes, Saccharomycetales, Saccharomycetaceae.
AUGCUCAAAUUUAGCAGAACAUUCACGACAUUCAGCAGACUUUCAUCAAGAGCUGUUUCCAACAGGGUAAUUAUCCCUCCAAAAGCGUUGACUGAUCUUGGACAACCUACUCUCAAAUCGUUAAGGAGCGAAUACAAGCAACUACCGGAGAAUUCCAAUUUCAUCGACAAGUUUUACACCGAGUUGCAGAAAUUCCACGAUGAGUUCUUGGUGCCUCGUUUGAACAAGCAUUACACGGAUUUCGAUGAGAACCCUGAUGAUUUGGUGUUUGAAUUAGAGAAAUACAUAGAAUUACACAUUAUCCCUUCACACUCUGUGCGCACUCAGAAAUCGGAUCUGAUGGCUCAGGGUAUUAAUUUGCCAAUGGUCUACUGUGAGACCUUGGGUGACAAGAUGGUUAUCGAAAGGUUCAUCGAGUUCUGUCGGAGUGUCAGAUACACUUUGCGUCUGAACGGUGGCCACAGUUUCAUCUUUGAUAUCAUGUUGCAAAGCAACUCUGUGUUCCAGGAUUUCGAGAAGAGCAAAUACCAGCAGACGAAAGAGCAGUAA